Messenger RNA from Striga hermonthica, 1035 nucleotides. Lineage: Eukaryota; Viridiplantae; Streptophyta; Magnoliopsida; Lamiales; Orobanchaceae. The record is from the annotation of a GenBank genome assembly.
AUGUUUUACGUAGAUGAUAGCGACACAUAUGAAGAGGAGAUCGAUGAUUUGCCUGAGGAUGUAGACAGCGAAUUCGAGACCGUGGAAGAGCACGACCCGUUUGAAGCUUCGUUAAUGAUGGGGGCCCAAUUUCAACAACUUGUAAACAUUUACGAGAGUUCUGCGUCCGUAUUUCCCCCAUUAAGAAGAAUCCCCUACCGAGAAUCCACGUACUCGAGUUUGGACUGGGGCAUCAAAGGCAACGAUUUGCAGCUGAAACAUUCAGAAAAUCAGGAGAGACAGACUGCAUUGGUGCAAUUGACGGGACUAUUAUACCUGCGUGGGUGCCAGAAGGACAACAUGGUUCCUAGAUGUAGGAAAGGGUAUUUGGCGCAAAAUAUGAUGUUGGCGUGCGAUUUUGACCUUAAGUUCACUUUUGUUCUAGCGGGAUGGGAAGGCAGGGCAAACGAUGCACGCAUUUUCAAUCAGACGUUGUCGGACCCUAGAUAUAAUUUCCCCUAUCCACCGCCCGGUAAAUUCUACGUGGUGGACUCCGGAUAUGCACACAUUCCGGGUUUCAUGACACCAUAUCGUGGUGAAAGAUACCAUCUUCCGGAGUGGUUGGGGUCUAACCAAUUGCCUGGAAAUGCUCGUGAGUUGUUUAACAGGCGACAUGCCACUGUCCGUAAUGUUAUCGAAUGCAGCUUUGGUUUGCUAAAGGGAAAGUUUCCAAUGAUAAAGGGGUUGAUGCCAAACUACAAAGUUCAUUCCCAAACCGAUAUAGUAAUAGCAUGUUGUGUCCUACACAAUUUUAUUCGGAUGCAUGAACUGCUCGAAAACAUGCCGCCUGAAUUCAGCAACCCAGAAUACGUACGACGACAUGAUCCAACUGAUCGGACUUUCCCUUUUAUGUCGAGUAAUAACUCCAACGUCGGCGGUGGUGAGCAUUAUGUGUUGCGUGACAGCAUAGCCCAAACGCUAUGGGCGAACGAAGAUAAGAACAUCGGGCGUUUCAGGUCGUAUUUGGUAGGGAGUCAGGAACCUGAGGGCUUAUAA